Chelmon rostratus (copperband butterflyfish) is the source of this 919-nucleotide messenger RNA. RefSeq names its product G-protein coupled receptor 35 b (gene gpr35b). The transcript has 2 exons. Lineage: Eukaryota; Metazoa; Chordata; Actinopteri; Chaetodontiformes; Chaetodontidae. Gene Ontology annotation, molecular function: G protein-coupled receptor activity. The record is from RefSeq and is a predicted model, not a curated record. Gene Ontology annotation, cellular component: membrane. Bases 44 to 913 code for a protein of 289 amino acids. Gene Ontology annotation, biological process: phospholipase C-activating G protein-coupled receptor signaling pathway; positive regulation of Rho protein signal transduction.
UAAAAAUAGGAAAGAGGAAGCUACGUCGUCUGAGCAUAUAACUAUGUGCGGCAACACCACCAACAUCACCAACAUCACCACUGCUGGUUGCAGAGUGCACACCCUCGAGGGUUUGGCUUACAGUCCUGUGUUUCUUCUGGGCCUCCUCAUCAACGCUGCUGCUCUUCGCGCCUUCAUUGCCAAACGAGACUCCUGGACAGACACCCACGUCUACAUGCUCAACCUGGCUAUAGCUGACUGUACCCUCGUCCUCUUCCUCCCCUUUAGGAUCUACGACGCCUUCUUCUGCAUGCCCAAGACUCACCUGUGCACUUUCCUCAUGUUCAUACAUUUCGUCAACAUGUACGCCAGCAUCCUGACCACAGCGGCCAUCAGUGUCCAUCGCUACUUGGUGAUAAGGUUCCCACUGCAGGCCAGAUCAUGGAGGAAGAAGAAAGAGAUAGCUUGUGCUACAUGUUUGGUCAUUUGGGGACUUCUGGUGACAACGAGUGUAAUAUACCGAGACGAGAACCACCCGAACAAACUCUGGACCUGCUAUGAACGAUGCAAAGAUCUCCCACUGAAACUACAGUUUAUUCUCCUCCUGGUAUUUCUGGGCUUCCUCACUCCGCUGCUGACCGUUGUGUUCUGUUCCAGUCAGAUCAUCUGGAUUCUGUUAAAGGAGGAUAACAAGCCAGAGGAAAAGAAAAGCACCGUCGGCAUAGUAACAGCAAACAUGAUUGUGUUCAUCGUCUGCUACACGCCAAUCCAUGUUGGCUUUCUCGUCAACUUCUUCUACAUUGUGCCUGAAGACUGGCAGUCUUUAUACUUACCUGCACAUGCUUAUUUACUUACUGCCGAAUGGAUCGCUUCCACAAACUGCUGUUUUGAUGUCAUCAGCUAUUAUUUUUUAUUGAGACGGUUUUAUUCAUAAGUCAGU